AUGGACCGCUUUACAGCAUUGAUUGGUGGGGAACACAAUCUACCUCCAAUCAGCGCAAGAGCUGAGCCGCUCGAGCAUGAACAAAAACAGACCAAUGGUGCAGCUAUGCACGAUCUCGAUGGUCUUCCUCCGCCUGAAGUGAUCAUAUCUCGCAACAGAGUGUUCGAAGAAGAGGCUUGGGAAUGGAGAAAACGUAGAGUGCAGAUUGCCAACGAAGCUAAUGCGGCUCAUCACAGCAUCGGUCCUGCCAUGCCACAGCCCCUGGUCAACCAGCCUGAACUCGACACAACAUCUAUGGCUCACAUGGGUGAAUCCGCCCCACGCGGCUUCGCAUUCAGUCCUUUUGUGGCGGUCACCAAGUUCUGUUACAAAUACGUCCCCAAACAGUACUCGCAGGCUCUUGCCUCAGCUUUUUGGGACAGUAACAAGAUCUACGAGCGUGGGUGGGACCUGUACUACAUCCACAGCGCCCACGAGCUAUCAGGAAAGCCACACACAUACGUCUCACAGUACCAAUUUCAAGCACUACUUGACGAAGUCAACCACGCCUUCCCAAAGGCAGACAUCAAGCUCGGAGACGACAUACGCGAGGAGGGCAUGGUUUUAGACUUUGACAGCCUUCCGGAUGAGCUCCGUCCUCGCUGUCUAGGCCGCUUACAGUCUCGUGAGCAGUACGACACUUGGAUGCUCGAAGCACCCAUCACACCAAAGUCGGGCAAGAUGCCCGCCGAUCGAAGUCUUGAGGCGUUCAGGGCCAUGCUCGAGGCGACUGCGGAGCUCGGCAAGGCGAAGUCCAAGGCAAAGAAGAGAGCGAGUCAUCAAAUGGUAAUCCAGAGCAGGCAAGAUAUGGGAAAGCAGGUCUUACGGGCUCAGCGUCGCUUGGGACUGAAAAAGAAGAACGAUGUCGAUGAUCUAGAGCGCAGCAUGGCGAAGCUCGACAUUACUGCUUUCGACCCGACCAAGCUUGCGCCGUUUCCGUUUGAAGAUGAUGCCAUCAUUAUUGCUGUAGACGUUGAGGCAUACGAGCGAUCGGCAAGGAUUAUCACUGAAGUUGGCAUCGCCACACUCGACACUCGCGACCUCCACGACACACCUCCAGGCGCUAUUGGCCAAGACUGUGGGUGGAACAAACACAUCCGCGGGCGUCACUUCCGUGUCAUUGAGCACAAGCAUCUAUGCAACCACGAAUUCGUGCAAGGCUGCCCAGAUCGCUUCGAAUUCGGCCAGAGCGAAUUCGUGAGCAGCGCGGACCUGGCCUCGACUCUUACUUCCUGCUUCCACGAGCCGUUCAGCAAGAAAGCAGCCGACGGUACUCUUCUCCCUUCUACAAGCGGCGAAGACAAGCGCAAUCUCAUUCUGCUGGGCCACGAUAUCGGCCAGGACGUCCAGUUUCUCCACAGCAUCGGCUUCUCUGUCCUCAAUCGUGGUAAUCUGACCGAUACCUUUGACACUGCUGCAAUGUUCAAGUCUCUUACCAAAGACGUCAACCCAACAUCACUCGGCAGAAUCCUUUCGAACUUCGACAUGAUGGGCUGGCAUCUGCACAAUGCAGGCAAUGACGCUGUAUACACACUCCAGGCUAUGCUGGCCAUCUGCAUCAAGGACGCUAUGAGCCACGACGAGGAGGAGGCUGUAUCUCAACGUGAAGCUGUGAACCAGCAGCGUACGAAUGUAGCGGUAGACGCAGCACUCGAGCGUCGCGCGGAUGAGAUGGAGGGGUGGGACCUACCUGAUGGCGAGGAUGGUGGUGUGGCUAUUGUGCCUAAAGAGGAAGACUACGAGUCGAAGAAGACCAAGGCUGCUCGAGCUCUACAUGGUCCGCCUCGUCCGCCGCCAGUGUCUGCCCGUGGAUUGUACACAACCGGUGGAGCACCUCUGGAUGUGUAG
This is a messenger RNA of Recurvomyces mirabilis, 1887 nucleotides long. RefSeq lists its product as uncharacterized. Gene Ontology annotation, cellular component: nucleus. Lineage: Eukaryota; Fungi; Ascomycota; Dothideomycetes; Mycosphaerellales; Teratosphaeriaceae. Gene Ontology annotation, molecular function: nucleic acid binding. The record is from RefSeq and is a predicted model, not a curated record. Bases 1 to 1887 code for a protein of 628 amino acids. The transcript is spliced from 2 exons.